Molecule: messenger RNA, 2201 nt
Organism: Anguilla anguilla (European eel)
Lineage: Eukaryota; Metazoa; Chordata; Actinopteri; Anguilliformes; Anguillidae
Gene: enpp7.2
Product: ectonucleotide pyrophosphatase/phosphodiesterase 7, tandem duplicate 2
Exons: 6
Coding region: 136-1587 (483 amino acids)
Source: RefSeq, a predicted model, not a curated record
CCAGUCCAGUAAAAUCAGAGUGAGGUGACACAGCAUAUAAGAAGUGCAGCUCAGAGCUGUGCUGUUGUCUCAAAGCUAAGGCAGGGUGGCUGGUGCCCCACAGUGUAUCAUUACUGAGUGCGGAGAACUACGCCGAUGAUGCUGUUGACAGUGUCUCUGCUCCUCCUGCUGGUGUCCCCCUCUCUGGGGGCCCCACUGACGGGCCCCCGCACGAGGCCCCGAAACAAACUCCUGCUCAUCUCUUUCGACGGGUUCCGCUGGGACUACGACCGAGACGUGGACACCCCUAACCUGGACGCCAUGGCGCGGGACGGAGUCAAAGCCGCCUAUAUGACUCCACCGUUCCUGACCAUCACCAGCCCCUCACACUUCACACUGCUGACAGGACGUUACAUUGAGAAUCACGGAGUGAUCCACAACAUGUGGUUCAACACAACCACGCAGGAAAAGAAGCAGUACUACAUGGCGCAGUUCGUUGAUGAGUACUGGGAUAACGGCAGUCUCCCAAUCUGGAUCACUGCUCAGAGGCAGGGUCUGAAAGCAGGGUCGUAUCACUUCCCCGGCACAGCAGCCACCUACCAAGGCGAGAGGGUGCAGGUGAGCGAGGUAGAGCCGCGCUUCUACGACUACUCCAACGAGACGGAAUGGCGGAUGAAUAUCGACACGGUGGUCGGGACCUGGCUCGGUGAGCAGGGCUUGGACUUUGUCUCGCUUUACUUCGGGGAACCGGACGUCACGGGACACAAAUACGGUCCAGACUCACCAGAGCGCAGGGAGAUGGUGAAGCAGGUGGACCGGACGGUGGGCUACGUCCGCACCGCUGUCCAAAAACACGGUCUGGCCGACCGCCUCAACAUCAUCAUCACCGCAGACCACGGCAUGACCACAGUGCUCAGGAAUGGCCUGGUGCAGGAGAUCAUCUUGUCCCAGAUCCCUGGCUUCUCCUUCCGAGACGUCCAGUUCCAUCUGCUAGACUACGGCCCUACUGGCAUGAUGCUGCCCAAGGAGGGAAUGCUGGACAAGGUCUACAACGCCCUGAAAGGAGGGCAUCCCAACCUGCACGUCUACAAGAAGGAGGACAUGCCUGGCCGCCUCCACUACUCCAAACACCCUCGCAUCCUGCCCCUCAUACUCAUCUGUGACCCUGGCUAUGUCCUCAAUGGGCUGCUCCCAGUGCAAUACAGCAAGGGGGAGCAUGGCUACGACAACAGCUUCAUGGACAUGAAGCCCUUUUUCAGAGCGGUGGGGCCUGAUUUUCACAAAAACCUGGUGGUGGGACCGUUUGAAUCAGUGAGCCUGUACCCCCUGAUGUGCCACUUAUUGGGCAUCACACCUCAAAUCAAUGACGGGUCCCUAGAUGACACCCGACAAAUGUUAGCCUCCACUGAGGACAAAGGCACUAGUGGAGAUUCUGGGAGUGUCCAGUCUAAUGUCUUUACUGGUUUGGCAGCAGCGGCUGGGUUUUUGGUUGCAGUUGGCACGGUGGUCACAGUUCAUUCCACAUGCAAAAGAAGGAAAGACAGACUGAAAUCCAAAGAAGAUAUCUUUGAGGACACAAAGGAAACUUCUCCACAAACAUCCUUCUGAGAGGGCUGUUGUAAACAGCACCUGCAGUUAGCGCUGAUCAGUUUAUCAGUCAAAAUGGACAUGAAUUCAAGACUGGCGUGAACAGGCUGCAACGUGCGUGAUAAAGUAAUAAGAACAUUGCACACAAGGUUCAAAAAGUUCCAGGUAGUUGCUGUUCAGUUUAUCACAUGCCCUAAAUGCUACCCAAGCAGAAAAACAGCUGAAUAUAUAGCUGUAACAUUGCUGUUGGCAGGAGGAAGCCUAAGUUAAUAUGAAUAAAUGAAUAGUGAUAAUGCAUGGUGGGCCUUCCUCAUUCAUUUAAGCUGAAGUAAUGAUCAAUAAUGACAAGGUCCCACAAUUAGCAUGUUUUUGUUUUCACAGACUGUUAAACCUUUCUAUACAUCAAAGUGUCAGUUCAAUGUGAAUGAUAAGACAAACUGUAAUAACAUCACAGUAAAUCAGCUGCACAGGGACAGUUGCUACAUCAGGGUAAGGAGGAAGCAAUUCACAUAUUGCAUGAGUUUAUAUGGUCAAUCCACACUUUUGUAUUCAGUUGAUUUUAUUCUGAAUUAUUAAGAGCAUUCGUGUAUAUUCUUUUUUUCUAGUUUAACUAAAUAAACAAACAUUAGCUACAA